Messenger RNA from Fukomys damarensis (Damara mole-rat), 1713 nucleotides. It is a transcript of the gene Spindoc, whose product is annotated as spindlin interactor and repressor of chromatin binding. The transcript has 6 exons. Lineage: Eukaryota; Metazoa; Chordata; Mammalia; Rodentia; Bathyergidae. Gene Ontology annotation, biological process: negative regulation of DNA-templated transcription. Bases 92 to 1210 code for a protein of 372 amino acids. The record is from RefSeq and is a predicted model, not a curated record.
CCCCCGCGCCAGGAUAAGGCUUCCUUGUCUCCGCCUCAGGCCUCCUGCCUUCCUGAGCCACAGGUGCGAAGGUUCUGGAGCUGCACGAUGAAUGCAAGUGUGUACUGCACCCAGCUUGGGAAAAGCAGUGCUUGCUGGGGAGGGGAGCCCUAAGCCACCAAAAAGAGUGACUCAACAGGAAAAGACCCCGCUGCCUCGGCCCAACCUGCUGGAGGCAGGUGGUGAUGGCUGUGAGGAGCCCAAACAACAGAUGUCUUGGGAGCAGGAGUUCCUGGUGGGGAACAGCCCAGGAGGCAGUGGGCGGGCACUGUGCAUGGUGUGUGGGGCCGAGAUCCGGUCCCCCUCAGCAGACACUGCUCGCACACACAUCCUGGAGCAGCAUCCCCACACUCUGGACCUGAGCCCCUCAGAGAAGAGCAACAUCUUGGAGGCCUGGAGUGAGGGGGUGGCUCUUUUGCAAGAUAUCCAUGCUGAACCACCAUCUCCACCAACCUUAGAGUCAGGCCGUGAUGUUGAGCCAGACCCCGGCUCCAACCCAGACCCUGCUGGGACACCAGCAGAGAUCGUGGUCCUCCUGGACUCCGAGGACAACCCAACCCUUCCUAAAAGGAUCCGGCCCAGGGGACUCCGCCCCCUCGAGCUUCCAGCUCCCCCUGCCACAGAGCCAGGAAAUAAGAAGCCCCGUGGCCAGAGAUGGAAAGAGCCCCUUGGGGAAGAGCCUGUGAGAAAGAAGAGAGGCAGGCCUAUGACCAAAAACCUGGACCGUGGUCCUCAUCCUGACCCUGACCCAGAACCCCUGUCCCCUGACUCACCCACAGAGACAUUUGCAGCACCAGCUGAGGUCCGACACUUCACCGAUGGCAGCUUCCCCCCUGGCUUCGUCCUCCAGCUCUUCUCUCAUACCCAGCUCAGGGCUGCAGACAGCAAGGACUUGCCUCAAGAGGGCAAAGCAGCAGCACCCCCAGCAGGCCGGGCCCAGACAGAAAGCUCCUCUCCAGCUACCCCUUCGGGGCUUCGCGGGACACUGGAUCUCCAGGUUAUCCGUGUGCGGAUGGAGGAGCCCCCAGCAGUCAGCCUCUUGCAAGACUGGUCCAAGCACCCGCAGGGCAUAAAGGGGGUGGGUGCAGGUGACACCCCAAAGUGGCCUGCAGUUCUGUCAGAAUCCAGCACCACCGUAGGGGGACAGCCAGAGGCAAGCAGUGGGGUAUAAGUUCUUGCUUUCCUGGGGAGGGGAGGGAGGGCAAGAGGGAGGAGGCAGCAUCCCCCUUUGGCUUGUAACUCAGAGCUGCUCACUUGGCUACCUGACAGUUUCAAGGCAGGUUGGAGGGGUGGGGCACUGGAGAAUGUCUGCCCCUGACCAGACCUGAGGUAGGCGGGUGGCUGAGGCUGGCGUGGUAGGGCAUUGGGCCUGUGGAGAACACCUACCCCAAUCCUGACCCACACCUCUUUGUCCCGCACCCUCUCUGAGGUCCCCACCAUUCUCCCCUGGCACAGUGCCUUACACAGAGGUGGUCAUGAUGGGGUCUGAAAUGAGUCCCACUACCUCGGGGGACACCUCCUCCCCCACUUGUUUGGGCUCCUACACCAGGAGCCUCCAUUACCUCUUCCUGUUCCCUCCCUGCCGAGGGCUCCAUUCAGCUCCACACUCCCUUUCACCUGUUUUCCUGUUGUAUAUAUCACCUUUGUUGACAAUAAAUUAUUUUUUUUUAUUAA